UCUACUGUCUGUCCGUGUGUAGUGCCUGAAGCAAAUUCGAGCGCGCCUGUGUGCAUGUGUUGAGCGGCGCACGUUGUUUUUCGUAAUAAUCUAACCCCGUACCAUAAUAUAAUCAACAUGUCAUUCCGUGGUCGUGGAGGUGGUCGUGGAGGUGGUGGUGGCGGAUUUGGUCGUGGUGGCCGCGGUGGUGGUUUCCGAGGAGGUAGAGGAGGUGGUGGAGAUCGCAGAAGCAACAAUUACGAUCAAGGACCUCCAGAACAUGUGACUCCAUUGGGUCAUUUCACAUGGACAGUUGAAAAUGACUUGGUUGCCAAAGUUGACAUUGAGGAUGUUCCAUACUUCAAUGCUCCAAUCUAUUUAGAAAAUAAAGAGCAAGUUGGAAAAAUUGAUGAAAUUUUUGGCAAUAUUAAGGACUACUAUGUAUCUAUUAAAUUGAGCGAUCAUUGCAAAGCUGAUAGUUUUGCAAAAGACACACAGCUCUACAUCGACCCAGCAAAGCUUUUGCCACUACAAAGGUUCUUACCAAAACCCGCGGGUAGCGUACAAAAACGCGGAGGCGGCCGAGGAGGACGUGGAGGCGGCGGUCGUGGCGGACCCCGUGGUGGCGGUGGCUUCGGUGGCCGCGGAGGCGGAGGCCGAGGUGGUGGUUUCGGUCGUGGAGGUGGCGGCGGCGGUUUCAACAACAGUUUCGGCCGCGGAGGUGGCGGACGUGGUGGCGGCGGCGGUGGCGGAUUCAGAGGAGGCCGUGGAAACGGUGGCGGUGGCGGCGGAGGCGGUGGUGGCUUCCGAGGACGAGGAAGGUGGUAGUGCCUUGUUGACAAGAGUGUAUAUUUAUAAGACUAGGUUUAUAAUUACCAUAGCUGUUUUGUAAAAAAUAAAAUUAUACUAUUAAAUAUAGGAAUUUUUAAUUAUAUAAA
Trichogramma pretiosum is the source of this 917-nucleotide messenger RNA. RefSeq names its product probable H/ACA ribonucleoprotein complex subunit 1 (gene Gar1). Bases 118 to 807 code for a protein of 229 amino acids. Gene Ontology annotation, cellular component: box H/ACA snoRNP complex. The record is from RefSeq and is a predicted model, not a curated record. Gene Ontology annotation, biological process: ribosome biogenesis; snoRNA guided rRNA pseudouridine synthesis. Lineage: Eukaryota; Metazoa; Arthropoda; Insecta; Hymenoptera; Trichogrammatidae. The transcript has 4 exons. Gene Ontology annotation, molecular function: box H/ACA snoRNA binding.